AACGUCUUGGAAUAGUCAAAGUCCAGACCUCAAUCCAAUUGAGAAUCUGUGGUACGACUUAAAGAUUGCUGUAUACCAGUGGAACCCUGUCGAAAAGGAUGAAAUACAUAAACUGGGGCUUAAAUGCAAAAAAUAAAAAAAGAUUCAUGGUGAAAAGAUGAAAACAAAACGUUUCCGCAUCAAGCCAUCAGUGUAAGUCAUAGGUGUCAAACUCAUUCCAUGGAGGGCCUAGUGCCCUCAAAUUCAACUCUGGACCUCAAACAGUUCCACUGCAUUUUUUAAUUGAUCCCCUCUAAUCAGAGACUGAUUUAGACCUGGGACACCAGGUGUGUGCAAUUCAUUAUCAGGUUGAACAGAAACCCUGCAGGUUCCAGACCUCGUAGGGUAAGAUCUGAGUACCUCUGGCCUAGUGUAUGCUAGUUUUUGUUUUUUCCUUUCAAUUAGGAGUGGGGAGUUCCUUACUAAUUAGUGACCUUAAUUAGUCAAUCAAGUACAAGGGACAAGCGAAAACCCCCAAUCACUCGGCCCUGCUUUGAAUGAGUUUGACUCACGGCGUAAAUGAUCGGUGCACACACACCUCUGGCUUCGAUUUCAAGGAUAAUUGCGUACGUCACAUGAUCAAGAAAUAAAAUACAUCAAAUCUAUGAAUCAGUACCUUAUACAAUAGAAUGCAUGAACUACUACAUUGUGUACAUCAGCAGACCGAGAAAUAUAAUCAAUUAUUGCAUUUAGAAAUACCAUGUGAACAUUUCCUCAGAAUAAAUAGCACAGGAUUGUAGAGAAACAGAAUGUAGAGUAGGGAGCUUGAGAGAUUGAAAGAAAACACUAGAUGGGGGGUAUCAAGCACCAGUAAAACUUCAAUAACAAUUCUUCAUUUAUGCCUGAUAGGUGGAGAGUUUUUGGAUAGAACAUCCACCUGUAUUCUGUCUGGAGAACACUCAGUUCAAGAUUACCACCCCUAUGUGAACAUUUUAUCUACCAGCCUUCCCUGUGGCUCAGUUGGUAGAGCAUGGUGUUUGUAAUGCCAGCAUGGUGUGUGCAACGCCAAGGUUGUGGGUUCGAUUCCCACGGGGGGCCAGUACAAAAAAAAUGCAUGAAAUGUAUGUAUUCACUACUGUAAGUCGCUCUGGAUAAGAGCGUCUGCUAAAUGACUAAACUGUAACUGUAAACUGUUAUCUUCUGUACAGAAGGACAUGGAGGAGAUUGGGUGACCGACCUUUGAGAAAUGACGUGCUAUUGGGGAUUUAGGGUCAUUUCUCCUUACAGCACUCCUGUGUUCUUACCUGUUUACUGGUUUUGCCCAUGUAUUGGUUAUUGCAUGGACAAGAGAUAAGGUAUAUGACCUUAGAAGAGCUGCAUGUGAGGAACUGUUUCAUAGUGUAUUGUUUACCAAUGGCAGAGCUAUUGAAUUCGCUCACUUUAAUACAGGAGUCCCUAUAUGCCGCACACCUACAGCAGGGUAAGAAACAGUUAACCUUGUUCAGUCGUCCGUUAUAAUUUUUUAUUUUUGGGGGGAGGGGCCUAAGUGUCAGCUCGAACAAUGAAGUCCCUGAUAUUCCCUGCCCUGCAGUGGGAAGAGAGGAGGGUCAGAGAGAAUCUUCAGGCAAACAGGAUCAGACAUGAGGACAUUCCAAUGUUACUUAAUGGCUCCCUUGAUGUGAUCAUUAAAUUGAUAAUAUGUAGUGGUAAAGAUGCAUUUUUUAAAAUCUGUAUCUUUUAUCCCUUCUGGUUGAGGUCUCAUCAAGGAUAUGUACUCUACUGAGAGCAUCAUCAAGCCAUACUUAAGGUUAUGGAUGGACCUCAAGCUGUCUACAUUUUCAUAGCCUAAUUUUCAACAUAUGUUUUACUAGUACGAAUGCACUUCAGUUUCAGAAAUUGUGUGAACGGUAAUCCCUUCAGAAAUGUGGGAUGCGCACUAGAGGCAUGUAGAAAAAGAGCUCAGACAGCCUAUAAUUUCUAGGAGGGUAAUUAACCACACAUUCAUUAACUUGUCAUUUGAAACAGGCUUGUGUAAGUACCUGUUUUUAGAGAGACAGUAUCUUGGCUAGAACAAGGACAGUUUAAUAUUUACCUUACUGAUGUGAUGAUGAUGGAGUAAAAUCAUUGUAUUAUUUUCUACUCUAUUCUUGCUAACACACCUUCUUUUUAAACAAAUCUGCUCUCAGCUUGAAAGAUACUGAUCAUAGGAGAUUUGAUGUGUAAUGUAAUACUAUAAGUAGUACUUUAUUUAAAAAAAACAUUGCAUACCCUUUUCAUUUAACCACACCCUUUGAGCUAUGACACCAACCAAUAAGAUCUUCUCUUAAGUAAAGCAGAGACCAAGGGAUUAAUGAGAACAGUGGUAAAAAAACAACAACAACAAAACAUGGUAAGGGUUGUGGAAAAGGAAGGGAAAGACACCUGUCAAGAUCCAGGAAAAGGUGGAGGCAGGGAGGUCCAGAGAGAAGGGAUGAAGAUGUAAUCACAAGGCUGAGACUCAUCAGGCUCAACAGCACUUUGAAAUUAGUCAGGAAACAUCCAACUGGGAAGUUAGAUCAUAGGCAGAGGGAGAUGGAGACAGUAGAACUCUUUCUAUCUGGCACUCUUUCUAGUGCCAGCGAUAUGGGAGGGAAAGGGACAGUUGGUUAUUAGUAUUAAAGAAUAAUGGUAUUGAGGAGUCAAGUUUAAUUGAACUGUUAAGAAAACCUUAAGGUGAUAUUGUAUUAAAUUAUAUAUUCCGUUUCCUUAGGGAGAAGGGUUUAAUUGGGUAGAAUUACAUUUCAGACCUUCGUCUCUGGUCAACACUCCAGUCCGUGGCGGAAAUGCAUCACUAAAGUUGGUUGGCAACCGCCAUUUAAAAACCACUGAAGAAAAAGCGUAAACGGAAGUGAACAGGAAAAAAUUACACGUUAGAGGUUUUUGUUGUUAUUUAGACGUUUUUUAACACCCUGGAACUCAAUAUGCCUCAUUGAACUUCACAGCAUCACCCACUUACCCCAUAUAGUGUUUAAUUCGCGUUUGAGACAGGACUUGGUUGAUAGACGUUAACUAGCUAGCUGCUAACAAUGGCUAACUGUAUUGCUGUUCACACUCAAAUAGCCUCCAUUAUGGAGGUGCUAGCGAAUGCAGCCGUGGCAGAAGUCUGUAAACUCGUAGACGACGACUACGCAGUGUUUCGUUUGGAAAUAACUCAAAGCCAGAAAGAAAACAGGGCAUUGCGGAGGAAACUACAGCUACUGGAACUAAAGGUGGCACGGGACCGCGUCCUUACCAGUCGUCCCAAGAUCCUCGACAGAUAUAGAGGAAUGGCAAGAGGUGAAGGACAUCUCACUGGAGGCCACAGGAGCUUUGUGAAGCCAGCGGGACACAAUACAUGGAGCGAUGACCAACCAAUCACUGUUGAUGAGGGGAGUGGAACCUCAACCCAACACGUUAUCGUGAUAGAGUCUGCAAAUGCAGGUCCUGGGGUCAAGCAGGAGAGGUCUGAAGGAGAGGAGGACCCAAGACACAGCAGAGACAUCCAGACUGGUGCGGCUGGAAAGCACCUUGUAGCCACCGAGGACCUUGCCACCACUUCCGCACCCCAGGCCUGGACCCAACGCAGCAUCACAGAGGUGGAGGAAGUGCUUCUGGUGAAGGAGGGUCUGAGGAACCCUGAGGGGACCAUGGUCAUGGAGGACAACCAGACUACACCUCCUCCUGAACCCACAGAGGAACCAGCUGAGCAGCACAGGACCACACACAGUCUCACUGAGUCAGUAGAUAUGGAGGAUGGGAAGCCUGAUCUGCUGAUAGUCAAAGUGGAGACAAUAGAAGAUGAACCAGAGAGCAUUGAUCUGCAGAGUGAACUAAAGAUGGGAGAGCAAGGUGGUUGGCUGGAGCCUAACAAGGGAGACUGGGUGGCUAUCUUGGAUUCCCAGCCGGGCGCAGCCAAGGACUCAGGGGACCUUAUCACUGAGCAGGGCGAGAUAGUGGAGUCUGCAUUCCAUGAAGACCAGCUGAUGUCCGGUGUUGCUGACGGGAGAGACUGGACCUCUGCAGCGGCUGGUCACAAACCCUGGCCAUGGAUCAGGACUCUGAAUCAGGAGCCGUCACUCUUCCUUCCCGAGUCACAACUAGGACCCAACCGUGAGGGACAGAGACUCCACCACCACACAGAACACAACCAGUGGACAGGUGGACUGAACAACCCCAGUCCUGGUGGUCAUCAGAGAGGCAGAGACUCCAGUCUGCAGCCCAGACCCUUAUCUUCACAGUCUCAGUGCAGGGAUGAAGCAGGGCCUGGGGCUGAUAGAGAUAGACCCUCCUGUUCCUAUGAUACAAACACCACAGUAUCCAUGAUGAAAAGAUCCGGUCACCCUGGGGUUCAGCCUUCACAGAGCGUGGUGGGAGAUGCUCCUGGUGGUAGUCUUUCAGGAAGUCUGUCUUCUUUGGGGUCUCGUCUAAUGCCUGCUGACUGGGUUCAUAGAAGGUCUGAGUCUGGACCUGGGGCUAGCCUUCCUCAGCUACCUCAUGGUUACCCCACCAAUACAGACAGGGUCAGGAUGGACGUUCACCACGAGAAGUACCUAGCCUAUAACACAGCACACAAUCCCAACAACACUCAAACAAUGGCUAGAGGUCAAGGAGGGAGCUCAAAGACUAACCACCUGAGGGUGGUCACUCCUGCUUCUACCUCCUCUGGUGUCAUUGGGUCACAACGUGUAAGGCCGACCAUUAGGACAGAUGCCGACAAGCCGUACGCCUGCCUCACGUGUGGGAAGCGCUUUGCUGAGGCGAACUAUGUGAAGAAGCACCAGACUGUUCACACCAAGGAGAGGCCCUUCAAGUGUGAUGGAAAUCUCACUGGAGGCCACAGGAGCUUUGUGAAGCCAGCGGGGCACCAUACAUGGAGAGAUGACCAACCAAUCACUGUUGAUGAUGAGAGUGGAACCUCAACCCAGCACGUUAUCGUGAUAGAGUCUGCAGAUGCAGAGGCUACAGGUCCUGGGGUCAAGCUGGAGAAGACUGAAGGAGAGGUGGAACCACGGCAAAGCAGAGACAUCCAGACUGGAGCGCCCCCUGUAGCCACGAAGGACCCCACCAUCGCCCCAGCGCCUCUCAAGACCCGACGCAGCAUCACAGAGGUCAGUGGAACGCCGAAAGCCGCCUUGAAGUCAGAGACAGACACAGAGACUUUAACUGUAACACACAGGCUCUUACACCCAGGAUCCGACCCAGAGAGACUGGUGCCACUGGGCUGUCCUCCUGCUCCCGGAUCAGAGUACUUACCGGUAUUUCAUCAGAGCCAGAGGACGGAUCAUUCCCAUGGUGAUGGUGACGCUUUAGACACUGGGGUUGAUCUGUCUGGUUCUUACACUACAGAGAUGGACCCUGACAACAUAUCCUUGAGGUUAGAGACACAGACUGAUCUGUCUAGAGGGGACUGGAACCAGUACAGUAGUAGUGUAUACUCUGAAGGGUGCCUAGAUAAGAAAGGGGAGGUUAUAGUGGUAGAUGAGGUGAAAGUGGAGGGCUACGCUCCUCCCACAUGGAAUGCAGAUAGUCACCUAGGAGACGGACACUUACAGGGCAGAGAUUUCUUAGAUUACAGGGGAAGUUCAGAGACAAAUCAACAUUUUGUCACCCACUCCCCUUUACACACGCUGAGGGAUCGCGACCCAGUAUCUCCGUCGAUGGGGCCUCCUGAUUCACAUGGCCACGUCCUUUUUGAUCAGGUAUUGAACUCAAUCGACAGGGCUAGAGCCCAGGCUCAGGGAGGGGGAGCAACAUCAGGCAAUAGUAAAGAGAAACGGUUCCUUUGCAUGUUCUGUAACAAAGGUUUCAGCUGCCCCCAGAAAGUGGAGAUCCACCAGAGGGUCCACACAGGGGAGAAACCCUUCAGCUGUACCCAGUGUUACAUGUGCUUCGCCCAGGCUGGUGACCUGAAGAGGCACCAGAUGGUCCACACAGGGGAGAAACCUUACAGCUGCCCCCAGUGUGAGAAGAGGUUCUCCCGCCAGCACCAGCUGAAGAGGCACCUGAAGGUCCACACGGGAGAGAGGCCGUUCGCCUGUGCGCACUGCAGGAAGAGGUUCUCAGAGAGGAGCUACCUCAGGAUACACCAGGAGAAAAACCAUUCUACUCUAUAACAUAGAAAGUCACCAUUCCACUCGAUACCAUCUGACGUUUAGAUCAAACCCUGCAUUAAAUACAGAUGAAUUGUAAUUGUUGUCAACAGAAAAGACCCACAGAUACAUUUGGAAUAACGAGAGUAACCGAUUUCAGUGUUCAAUUUUCCUGGGUAGAAUAUUGCAUCCAGUGUGAUAUACACUGAGUAUACAAAACAUUAAGAACCUCUGCUCUUUCCAUGACAUAGACUGACUAGGUGAAGGCUUUGAUCCCUUAUUGAUGUCACUUAUUAAAUCCACUUCAAUCAGUGUAGAUGAAGGGGAGGAGACGGGUUAAAGAAAGAUUUUUACACCUUGAGACAAUUGAGACAUGGAUUGUGUAUGUGGGCCAUUCAGAGGGUGAAUGGGCAAGAUUUAAGAGCCUUUGAACGGGUUAUGGUAGUAGGUGCCAGGCGCACCGGUUUAUGUUGAGAAUUGCACCACUGCUGGGUUUUUCACGAUCAACAGUUUCCUGUGUGUAUCAAUAAUGGUCAGACAUCCAACCAACUUGACACAACUAUGGGAAGCAUUGUAGUCAACAUGGGCCAGCAUCCCUGUGAAAUGCUUUUGACACCUUGUAGAGUCCAUGCCCUGACUAAUUGAGGCUGUUCUGAGGGCAGAAGGGGGGUUGCAACUCAAUAUUAGGAAGGUGUUCCUAAUGUUUGGAAUACUCAGUGUAUAAGGCAUAUUUAAGCCUAAAAAGUCUGUUACAUAUUAUGCUUAACUGUGUAGGCUAUAUAAUGUUCACAAAUUCCUAUUUCAUUACUUCUGAUAAACUGAAAAAGAUUUUAUAGUUAAUCAAGUUCAUCCAGAUGUUUAGUUGAGACAUUACAUUUGACAUUUUAGUAAUUUACCUGGGGUGCCAGGACCGAGAAGAGCUUUGACUGGGCUGAGCUUGAGCUGACCUACCUGUAGGUUGGACGGCCAAGAGACCAGAGGUGGCAGAACGGAGUGCUCGGGUUGGGGUGUAGGGUUUGAGCAUAGCCUGAAGGUAGGGAGGGGCGGUUCCCCUUGCUGCGCCGAAAGCAAGCAUCUUGGUCUUAUAGCGGAUGUGAGCUUUGAUUUAAAGCCAGUGGAGUGUGCGGAGGAGCGGGGUGAAAUGGGAGAACUUAGGAAGGUUCAAUACCAAACCAACUCUCUAAUAGAGAGUUGCAGUAGUCUAGACUGGAGAUGAAAAGAGCCUGGAUUAGGACCUGCGACGCUUCCUGUGUGAGGAAGGGUCAUACUCUACGGAUGUUGUAGACUAUGAACCUGCAGGAGCGAGUCACUGCUUUGAUGUUUGCAGAGAAUGACAGGGUGUUGUCCAGGGUCACGCCAAGGUUCUUUGCACUCUGGGAGGGGGACACCGUGGAGUUAUCAUCCAUGAUGGAGAGGUCUUGGAGCAGGCAAGCUUUUCCAGAGGGGAAGAGAGGUCUUGUCGAGGUUGUGGGCCAACAUCCAAGCUGAGAUGUCUGCCAGGAGGAGGAGGGUCCAGAGCUGAUGCGGGUGUGAGGAGGGUCUUGGGGAACAUGGUCAUGGAGGACAACAAGACUUCAAUCUAGUACAGGCUGAAUGAACAACAGAGACAGAAUGCAAUAUGACAUUUCAUUAAAUGGUUUGGGAAAUGGUCUCAUCUCCAAGGGGAGAUCCUCUGAGCCAGAUGAUGUUAUGGCAGAGCCCUAUGCGGGGCUGCUGGCAAUGUCCCACUUUGAGACUCUUUGUGGAUACGGCGCCUGGUCUUUAUUCAUUUUGUCUUAAGUGUGGGACCAUGCCUUUGAAUUUUCAAACCAUUAUAAAGUGUCAGGUAAUCAAAUCAACUAACACGUUUGCAUAGUACUCAUAGCAAUCCCUCAUUGUCCAAUCAGAAGAUGCUCCAUAGCAGGGUGCUCAUAUCAUAUUUCUUGAUCCAACAUCCUCUCACUCUGUAUCUCUUACAGUCAGUAGACAUGGAGGAUGGGAAGCCUGAUCUGCUGCUCAUCAAAGAGGAGACAAUAGAAGAUGGACCAGAGAGCAUUGACCUGCUGAGUGGACUAAAGAUAAGGUGGUUGGCUGGAGGCUAACAGAGAAGACUGGGCGGCCAUCUUGGAUUCCCAGACCCAAACCGGUGGAGCCAAGGUCCCACUGGACAUCAUCACUGAGCAGGCCAGGAUCAGAGGCGACAUAGUGGAGGUCAGUCGAUGGGACAGCUUCCUCAACUAUGGGCUGGGGAACAACAAUUUUAAAUAACCAGAAACACAGUUGUGAAAAAAUCAACACCUGGACUUAGUCUCUAUGACAACAGACUGGCUGAGACAUAGAUUUGGUCUGCUUCAUCCUGCUCCUAUAGUUGUGAUUCAGAGAGACUGAUGGUGCCUCAGGUUAACCCCCUAACAGGUGCUGCCUUCAGCCUGCCUUCUAUAGGAUCUAUCAACUGGAACAUGGACCCUGCAACAGACACUGCCUGGCCUUCCUCCUCCUCACACUCUCCUUAUGUUAAACCAGACCUCAGGCAAUGCCAGUGCCUCAACACUAAAUGGCUACACAAGCCCAUUGACAAAUUACAGUUGUAGUAACGCUAUCAGCAGAUCUGGUGGCAAAGAGAAGUGCUUCCCGUGUUCGGAGGAUGCGCACGUGGGAGAAAUCGUUUGGCUGCCAUCUUUGCCGGGCCAGUUUCUCCCAGUUGUCCAACCUGAAGAGGCACCAGAGGGUCCACACAGGAGAGAAAUCCUACAGCUGUCUGCAGUGUGAGAAGAAGUUCUCCUGCCAGCACCGACUGUACACACUGCGAGAAGAGGUUCUGAGAGGAGCUACCUCAGGAUACACCAGCAGAAAAUGCACAUGGCCCAUUAAUAGUGUAUAGUGAGUGAUAAGUAGUAAUAAUAUUUCUUUUAUUUAGUGCUUUUCAUGCAGAAUCUCAGUCACUUUUAAAAAACAGACAAAAACAAAUAGUCUGUCUUCUCCUUCAGGGUCUCGUCUGGUGCCUGGUGACUGGGUUCAUAGAAGGCCCGGGCCUGGGUCUAGCCUUCCUCAGUUACCUCAUGGUUAUCCCACAAAUACAGACAGGGUCAGGAUUGGUGUUCACAAGAGAUAUCUAGCCUGUAACAGCAUACAAUCCCCAAAACACCCAAAACAAUGGCUAGUGGUCAAGGAGGGAGCUCAAAGACAGGCUCAUGCUUCUACCACUUCUGGUGUUAUUGGGUCACAACGUGGGAGGCUGAGUGUUCAGACUAAAGCCAACAAGCUGUAUGCCUGCCCCACGUAUGGGAAGCGCUUUGCUGAGGCGAACUAUGUGAAGAGGCACCAGACUGUUCACACCAAGGAGAGGCCCUUCAAGUGCAAACUAUGUUACAAGAGCUUCUCCUUCCUGACUAACCUGACCAGACAUAGGAGUGUCCCCAACAGGGAGAAAUCGUAGCAGUGUGGCUUGAGAUGUACACAGGGGAUAUCUGGCAACCAUUCUUUAUCUGACAUAUUAUUAGUUAUCACGUGAAGUGUCUUGGGCAGGGCAUACAAUUAAUACCAGCCAAAUGCAGGUAGAUUUAGGUAUUGGCAGGUAAGAAUGUCUAUUUCACUAGCCAUGUGGGCGGGUGGUCAAUUUGCAGGGCUCUACAUUCAGCAUUACAUUCUCAUUUGCAAAUAAAAAUAAGUAAAAAAUCAAGUAUGAGCACAUGUGAGUUGCUUUAUAGCAGAAAAAUGCUGCAGUGGCUGUUUUCAAAGUACUUCUGUCGUUUUGUUUCAUAUCUGCUAAUCGCUAAAAGAAAUGAGAAUCUAUAUCCCACCUCGCGAUGCAACACUGCCUGGCUGGGGAGCUUUGGGCACUGUUCUGAGAUUCAUUUUUGGAGGUGCUUCACACAGGCAUAAAAGUUUGUCUAAUUUACUAUAAAGUCAACAAAGUGA
This is a messenger RNA of Salmo salar (Atlantic salmon), 9983 nucleotides long. RefSeq lists its product as uncharacterized. Gene Ontology annotation, cellular component: nucleus. Gene Ontology annotation, biological process: regulation of gene expression. NCBI's taxonomy places the organism in Eukaryota, Metazoa, Chordata, Actinopteri, Salmoniformes, Salmonidae. The record is from RefSeq and is a predicted model, not a curated record.